Recurvomyces mirabilis is the source of this 4674-nucleotide messenger RNA. RefSeq lists its product as uncharacterized. Gene Ontology annotation, molecular function: phosphorelay sensor kinase activity. Bases 1 to 4674 code for a protein of 1557 amino acids. Gene Ontology annotation, biological process: phosphorylation; phosphorelay signal transduction system. The transcript has 3 exons. The record is from RefSeq and is a predicted model, not a curated record. Lineage: Eukaryota; Fungi; Ascomycota; Dothideomycetes; Mycosphaerellales; Teratosphaeriaceae.
AUGAACACGAGUAAACCGCCCAGCCUAUUUACGCCGAGAGACGAGCUCGCCCGAUUGCCCCUUGAACCGCGAAGCAUUGCGCGCACCGACUCUCCCUCCCGACGGCAGAGCACUCCGGAGUGGCUUGAGCGAAAUACGAUCGAAGCAGCUGCUGCAGCUGCGACUGUCGCUACAGUUGUACCUUCCACAUUCGCUCAGGCCUCGACGAGCUCGGACCGGCAACGGAAGUGGCCUGGUAGAGCGAACCUUACAUUGACAGGUCUUGGAGAGGCUGGGUUAGGAGGACUUGGAGGUGGCAUUGCAGGAGGCAGUAACAACAAUACAAUCAGACCUCCGCCGCCGGCAUGGCCAGACGCAUCCGAUAGCACUGGUCUGCGCGGGAGAAGCGCAAGCAUAAGUACGACGACACUCCUCCGCACACCACCUGGCGAAUUCCCGCCUGCACUAGGUUCGACCACAUCAGAGCCAGGCGAGGCGCAGAAGCGAAAGUGGAUCGGCCAGCAGACGACCUCCGAGCCAACGACCAAGCGACCUCGUUUCCAAGCUCCCAAGACCAAGCAUAGGCUCGACGGAUUCAACUUCAACUUCGGCGGAGCCGCUUUCAAUCCACCGCCGUUGCAACCUCCAAGCCCAUUGUUCUUCUCGCAUUCGCCCAGACCACGACCCGCGCUACCACCCCGAUUCUCCUCGUCCGAGGCUGGCGCGAAAAUGCUUAGCAAAGCGCGGACGGAGGAUAGCCACUUUAAGACCGUGAGCUUGGCUCGUGGGACGGUCUCCACGCCGAACUACACUCCUACGAGCGCGCCCCGGCCUGAGUAUAAUCUCGCGAGACGGAGUCUAGAGAGGGCUAGCACUGGCCGCAGUAGCAGUCCGGAUGGGACGAGUGGCGAAGUCGGCGUCUUGCAUUCGAUAGGGGUUAUAGAAUUGCUAGAACAGGACGAACGGCCAACCUUUAUCGUGGACUUGGCCGACAGCAAGAAUUAUGGGCCGGGCGAGUUGCAGCUUGUGUUUGCCAAUUCGGCAUUACGGAGCUUUAGUGGGAUGCUAGAGGCUGUUACGGGUGGUACGAGCGAGGAUGCGAGUCCGGGUCCACGAACAUACUUGCAGCUCAAGGCAUGGCUAUUGAGUGCGUCGAUCGAUGGUGAAAGCCUGAACGUGUGUCUGCCGUCAUUCGUGUUCUCUGGCAUGACGUGGUCGUGUUCAACACUACGCAAGCGUCUGCGUGUCAUUAGUGGCGCGUUCACUGACUCAGUAGCACGGAGGAGUAUGCCACCAACAUCAGCUGGCGAGACGGCGGGGCCACCCUCCAUAGACUCGAAUAUGCUUGAGCCGAGUGACUAUUUCGGUCCAGCGACAGCUGAAGCGGUGCCGAGCGCGGUGGUCACAGACAGCAGCAAUAGUGGACGAUCCGAGGUGAUCCCGACAAUCGAGUCGGCCGGAUCAGUUGGGACGAGCACGCUUGCUCCCAAUCAUGAGGUAUAUGAUCUGUCGGGCUCGACACAGCUGAUGCCCUCUGCAACAACGUACGUACAGCAGACUCCCGGCAGCGAUGGCGGACCAGUCGCCAUCACACCGAGCAGUACAGUUGACUCUCAGCAUAGUCAUAUCGUGCUCGCGCCCUCGGACGCCUCCUCCUUCGAUUGGACCCGAUUACUCGUCACCGACAGCAUGCCAGCCCAUAUACGAUUCGCGAGGAGCAUCGAUUGGGCCGCCACUUCUCUCGGCCCUAUCGAGCUAUGGCCUAGCGAUCUGAGACAAAUGUGCAAUUUGAUCAUGGCUUCGCCGCAUCCAGCUGCGAUGUACUGGGGUGAGGAUCUGAUUGCAAUUUACAAUGAAGCAUAUAUCCUUCUGGCUGGACAGAAACAUCCUACUCUGAUGGGUCAAAGCUACAGCAAGGCCUGGCAGGAGAUUUGGGAUGACGUCAAAGAUGUCUUUGCCUCUGCCAAAAGCACCGGUGAAGCUACGAUGAAAGAUGAUGAUUGCCUGUUUAUGAAACGGAACGACUAUCUCGAGGAGACGUACUUCAGUUGGUCAAUAAUACCCAUGGUUGGCCGAGAUGGCAGUGUCAUGGGCCUCUACAAUCCUGCGUUCGAGAAGACGAGACGGAAGAUUGCUGAGCGACGGAUGCUGACGCUGCGCGAAGUUGGCGAAAGGACGGCGAGCGCGAGAGACGUGAAAGGCUUCUGGUCACAGGUCCUGGGGUCUUUCGAGUUCAAUGCCUACGACAGUCCGUUCUUGCUGCUCUACUCUGUGACCGACGAUCCCGAUUCGGAUGCGAGCAGUAUGCAUAGCAACUCCGUCCUGGCGACUCGACAGCUUAUACUCGAGGGCUCGCUUGGCGUCCCGGAGGACCAUAUUGCAGCGCCUGCGCAGAUCGAACUCAGAGCUGGCAUGGAGGGCUUUGGGCCAGUCUUCCGGGAGGUGAUGAAGACGGACAAGCCAGUUCUCCUGGAAGUGGGAAGCAAAGAUCUACCGAGAUCGCUUCUAGAAGGCCUCGAUUUCCGUGGCUUUGGUGACCCCGUGCGAGCGGUGGUCAUUUGUCCCAUCCAUCCGACGACCGGGGAGAACAUUCUCGGUUUCCUGGUCCUCGGUAUAAACCCGCGGAGACCUUACGAUGACGACUACAGCCUCUUUGUGCAGCUUCUCAGCAGACAAUUGGCGACGAGUCUGGCAUCCGUAGUGCUCUUCGAGGAGGAGAUCAGGAGGGGCCAGCGAGCAGCUAAGCUUGCGGCGCUUGAUCGCAUUGAGCUUGCAGAACAGCUUGCGGCAAGGACGCAAGAAGCUAUUGAUAGCGAGACGAAGUUCACGCGUAUGGCGGAGUUUGCUCCGGUCGGUAUGUUCAUCGCUGAUCACAGCGGCCGGAUCACUUUCGCGAACGAUACCUGGUAUGAGAUAUCCGGCAUAAAUCGAAAGGACGGAAGUUCUCAUAUCGGGACUGAUUCUUGGAUGGAUGCUAUCAAGGACGAGGAUGCGGCGAUGGUGAAAGAGUGGUGGAACGAUCUCGUGAUGCAUACACAGCCUGUGACGAACGAGUUCAGGUUCAAAGCGCAAUGGAAGGAUCGCAAUGGCAACGCCAGCGAUACAUGGGCGCUGUUCAGCGCGUACCCGGAGAAAUACGACGAUGGCAGGCUGAAGAGUGUAUUCGGCUCGAUCACGAAUAUUAGCCAGCAGAAAUGGGCGGAGGGCAUACAAACGCGCAAGAUGGAGGAAGCUGUUGAACUCAAACGGCAGCAGGAGAACUUCAUCGAUAUCACGUCCCACGAGAUGCGGAAUCCGCUGUCAGCUAUCUUGCAGUGCAGUGAUGAGAUUACGACUAGUCUUACCAAAUUCCGGCAGUCUGGCGAACGCGUGAUGUCAGACGAGCUGCUUACGAGUUGUCUUGACGCUGGACAGAUUAUCAGUCUUUGCGCGCAGCAUCAGAAGCGCAUUGUAGAUGAUGUUCUGACGCUCAGCAAGCUCGAUUCAGCACUAUUGCUCGUCACACCUGUUGAUGCGCAGCCCUUGACUGUCGUGCAGCGAGCAUUGAAGAUGCAUGAAGGCGAGCUACAGGCUGCGGACAUCCAGCUGAAGUUCGUGGUCGACCAAUCAUAUCGAGAUCUGGACCUCAACUGGGUCCGACUGGACCCUUCGCGAGUGCUGCAAGUCCUCAUCAAUCUCACCACGAAUGCCAUCAAGUUUACCGGGACUGAAAGCAAGCGGACGAUCACAGUCACGAUCUCGGCCAGCAUGCGCAAACCGAGCGAUGUGCCGAAUCCACCCGUCAACUACUUCCCGACCAGGAGCAAGCGGAUAGAAGCCAUGUCCAGCCGAGACUGGGGAGACGGCGAGAUCGUCUACAUCCACUUUUCCGUCGAGGACACGGGACGAGGGCUCAAUCCAGAGGAGAAGAAAACGCUAUUCAUGCGCUUCUCGCAGGCCUCGCCGCGGACACACGUGCAAUAUGGAGGUUCUGGCCUAGGCUUGUUCAUCAGUCGAGAGCUUACGGAGCUACAAGGUGGUGAGAUUGGCGUGGAGAGCGAGUCUGGCAAGGGCAGCACAUUUGCAUUUUACGUGGCGGCGAGGCGGAGUGUAGCACCACCCGAUCCGGAGUCUGGGAUCGGCUCGAAACAGGACCCCAAGAUCAACGACAUGCGAAGCAAAAGUGUGCCAUCUGCUGGCGUCAAACCUCCUGCCGGUCGCGUGCAAGGACCAUAUCCAUCAUCCGGUCCACAAGGCACUCCUAGAACAAUACAGAAGAAAGUCCUCAUCGUGGAAGACAACCUGGUAAACCAGCGAGUGUUACAGAAGCAACUUAAGAAUCUUGGUACGGAAGUGCACCUAGCGAAUCACGGCGGUGAAGCCCUCGAAAAGCUACGCCAAUCGACAUACUGGGCCGAAGGCGGUCCGGAAGGCAAGAUCGAACUAGGGGUCGUGCUUAUGGACCAGGAAAUGCCUGUGAUGGACGGCUUGACUUGUACGAGGAAGAUACGGGAACUGGAGCAGGAAGGCAAACUGACCGGCCAUAUUCCCAUAAUAGCUGUCACGGCAAACGCUAGAUCUGAACAGAUCCAGACGGCUAUGCAGGCCGGCAUGGACGACGUGGUCAGUAAGCCUUUCAGGAUCCCGGAACUCGUUCCCAAGAUCGAGGAGUUGAUGAUUCGAUACCCGAUGCCUGGAAGUGGCUCAGCGUCUUAA